AUGUCCUCCUCCCCUUUUCCAGUCCUUCCCUCAUGUCCUCCUACCCUUUCUCACUCCUUCCCUCAUGUCCUCCUCCCCUAUUCCCAGCUUUUCCCUCAUGUCCUCCUCCCCUAUUCCCAGCUUUUCCCUCAUGUCCUCCUCCCCUUUCCCAGUCCUUCCCUCAUGUCCCCUUCCCCUUUCCCAGUCCUUCCCUCAUGUCCUCCUCCCCUUUCCCAGUCCUUCCCUCAUGUCCUCCUCCCCUAUUCCCAGCUUUCCCUCAUGUCCUCCUACCCUUUCUCACUCCUUCCCUCAUGUCCUCCUCCCCUUUCCCAGUCCUUCCCUCAUGUCCUCCUCCCCUUUCCCAGUCCUUCCCUCAUGUCCCCUCCCCUUUACCAGUCCUUCCCUCAUGUCCUCCUCCCCUAUUCCCAGUCCUUCCCUCAUGUCCUCCUCCCCUUUCUCACUCCUUCCCUCAUGUCCUCCUCCCCUUUCCCAGUCCUUCCCUCAUGUCCUCCUCCCCUAUUCCCAGUCCUUCCCUCAUGUCCUCCUACCCUUUCUCACUCCUUCCCUCAUGUCCUCCUCCCCUUUCCCAGUCCUUCCCUCAUGUCCUCCUCCCCUAUUCCCAGUCCUUCCCUCAUGUCCUCCUCCCCUAUUCCCAGUCCUUCCCUCAUGUCCUCCUCCCCUAUUCCCAGCUUUUCCCUCAUGUCCUUCUCCCCUUUCUCACUCCUUCCCUCAUGUCCUCCUCCCCUUUUUCACUCCUUCCCUCAUGUCCUCCUCCCCUUUCCCAGUCCUUCCCUCAUGUCCUCCUCCCCUUUCCCUGCCCUUCCCUCAUGUCCUCCUCCCCUUUCUCAGUCCUUCCCUCAUGUCCUCCUCCCCUUUCCCAGUCCUUCCCUUGUGUCUUCCUCCCCUGUUCCAAGUCCUUCCCUCAUGUCCUCCUCCCCUUUCCCAGCUCUUCCCUCACAUCCUCCUCCCCUUUAUCAGUCCUUCCCUCAUGUCCUCCUCCCCUUUCUCAGUCCUUCCCUCAUGUCCUUCUCCCCUUUCCCACUCCUUCUCUCGUGUCCUCCUCCCCUUUCCCACUCCUUCCCUCAUGUCCUCCUCCCCUUUACCAGUCCUUCCUUCGUGUCCUCCUCCCCUUUCCCUCUGAUUCGCUCUACAUUCGCUCUGAUUUCGAAACUUUGGUCAGAAUGUUAA
Pecten maximus is the source of this 1167-nucleotide messenger RNA. Its product is annotated as extensin-2-like. The record is from RefSeq and is a predicted model, not a curated record. Bases 1 to 1167 code for a protein of 388 amino acids. NCBI's taxonomy places the organism in Eukaryota, Metazoa, Mollusca, Bivalvia, Pectinida, Pectinidae. The transcript has a single exon.